AUGGCUGAUCAACUUACUGAAGAACAAAUUGCUGAGUUCAAAGAGGCCUUCUCGCUUUUUGACAAAGAUGGUGAUGGUACCAUUACAACAAAAGAAUUAGGAACUGUUAUGAGAUCUCUGGGACAAAAUCCUACAGAAGCUGAACUCCAAGAUAUGAUUAAUGAAGUUGAUGCUGAUGGAAACGGAACUAUUGACUUUCCAGAAUUUUUAACUAUGAUGGCCAGGAAAAUGAAAGAUACUGAUAGUGAAGAAGAAAUCCGAGAAGCUUUCAGAGUAUUCGAUAAAGAUGGCAAUGGUUUUAUUUCUGCUGCUGAACUUCGUCACGUUAUGACAAAUUUGGGAGAGAAGCUUACUGAUGAGGAAGUUGAUGAAAUGAUCAGAGAAGCUGAUAUUGAUGGAGACGGACAAGUAAAUUACGAGGAAUUCGUCACAAUGAUGACAACAAAAUAA
This is a messenger RNA of Strongyloides ratti, 450 nucleotides long. Its product is annotated as Calmodulin. The record is from RefSeq and is a predicted model, not a curated record. The transcript is spliced from 5 exons. NCBI's taxonomy places the organism in Eukaryota, Metazoa, Nematoda, Chromadorea, Rhabditida, Strongyloididae. Gene Ontology annotation, molecular function: calcium ion binding; enzyme regulator activity. Bases 1 to 450 code for a protein of 149 amino acids.